This is a messenger RNA of Gopherus evgoodei (Goodes thornscrub tortoise), 2687 nucleotides long. It is a transcript of the gene SPAG16, whose product is annotated as sperm associated antigen 16. The record is from RefSeq and is a predicted model, not a curated record. NCBI's taxonomy places the organism in Eukaryota, Metazoa, Chordata, Testudines, Testudinidae. Gene Ontology annotation, molecular function: protein binding. Gene Ontology annotation, biological process: axoneme assembly. Gene Ontology annotation, cellular component: axonemal central apparatus.
AGAACCAGGCGGAGAGAAGGGGCGAGCUGCUUCCUUGUUCUCGCGAGAGGCUCUGGGGGAACCCUAGCAACGGCGAGAGCGGAGUGUAAACAACCGACCGGGAGAGCCGGCGAUGGAGGGGGAGGCGGCGGUGGCCGGAGCCGAGGGGCCCUUCUGCCUGCAGCAAGUUACCAUUACAGAAGAUUCAGAAGAUGAUUAUCAGUAUGAAGAGGUUCCAGCAGAUGAUGAUUUUAGUCUCGUAGAAGGAGAUGAAGAUCUGGUAAAGGCUUUGCAGAUAAUACAGGAACAGGCUGAGGAUGCACAAAUUAUAGCUCAGCGAUCUGUUCUGACUUCUAAGCAUUCAGUGUCUGAAAUACCUGAAGUUGUGGAUGACUUUCUUUGCAAUUUUCUGGUCAGAAUGGGGAUGGUCAGAACCCUUGACUGCUUCCAAACUGAAUGGUAUGAACUGAUGCAGAAAGGUGCAAUUGAACGUAAAGAUAUUGGAUUUGUCCCAGAUAUGUACACCUACAAUCAGCAUUUGGAGAUGGAGAAGAGAAGAUUAAAGAAGGAAUUGGAAAACUAUAAACUGGCUGCCAGCAAAGCUAAGGAGGCUCUGCAAAAAAUACAGAAAGAACGUGAUUUCCAUCGAAUGAACCAUAAGCGAGUGGUCCAGGAAAAAAACAGGCUCAUUAGUGAUAUUAAAAGGUUGAAAGCACAUUAUGCAUCAUAUGAGCCAAUGCUGAAGCAGUUGACUGAAAAAUACCAGACUAUACUGAGACAAAUGCUAACCAGCCUGGAGAGAGACAGAGCAGUUGGUCAGGUUACAGGUUUACAAGCUACAUUACAAAAUUUAGAAUCUGGACGUGCCAGUGAGAUCCCUGUGACUAGAGCAGGUCAUAGGUGCGAAAGGGAGGAUGGAAGACAGAAAGCUGUUCAAGAAAGCAGGGAACAAAAAUAUCUGUAUGCUGGUGUUGCUCCAAAUGAUCCUGCCAAAGAUCCAACAAAGCAAAAGGGCAAGAAGUAUUCAAAGGAUUCAGAAUUUCCCAUAGAUACUCAAGUGAACCCUUAUCUUGCUCGUGCCAAGCAAUGCACCCGGCCAUUGAAAUCUGGAGUAUACAGGCUGAGCAGCACUUUAAAAGUCCAUGAUCUAGCAGUCAGCUGUUUGGCUUUGCAUCCUCGGAAGGACAUUGUGGUAACUGCAAGCGAUGACCGCCUCUGGAAGAUGUGGGCCUUUCCUAAUGGGAACAUCAUUAUGACAGGCGAAGGCCACACUGAUUGGCUUUCUGGCUGCUGCUUCCAUCCAAGUGGCACCAAACUGGUCACUUCAAGUGGAGACACAACAGUACGGAUAUGGGACUUCACAAAGGGUGAAUGUAUUCUGACUUUAGAGGGGCACAGCCGUGCAGUCUGGGACUGCUCAUGGCACUCCUGUGGAGAUUUUGUGGCUUCUGCUUCCAUGGACAACACCAGCAAAAUAUGGGACAUUAACAGUGAGAGAUGCAGAUGCACCAUGCGUGGACAUAAGGAUUCGGUCAAUAGUAUAGAGUUUCUUCCAUUCUCCAACACCAUUCUCACCAGCUCUGCAGACAAGACCCUAUCUCUCUGGGAUGCCAGAACAGGCUUCUGUGCUCAGACUUUCUAUGGUCACCUGCAUUCCUGUAAUCAUGCUACGUUCAACAUGAAGGGUGACACCAUUGUUUCCUGUGACUCCUAUGGUGUGAUGAAGUUCUGGGAUGUUCGGAGGGUAACACCAAUGGUAUCUAUAGAUGCGGGCCCCCAUCCUGGCAAUCAGGUGGUCUUUGACCCAUCCGGUCAUGUCGUGGCCCUGGCAAGCAACGAUGGCACGGUGAAGACUCUGGAACUCAACUCGGGGCAGCUUUCCAGCCUGGUGGGCCACGAGGACGAGGUGCAGAGCAUUGUCUUUGAUCACAAGGCGGAGCACCUGCUUUCGGGGGGUUCGGAUGGAUCCCUUCUACUCUGGAGCUGAGUGAACCCCGGUGUCCGGGUCAUGGCAGGCUCAGCGCCUUGGGGGACUGAUUUGCCACCAGGCCAGCAGCCAUCCACCAGCUAAAUGCCUUCGCCCUUAUUGCUUGCCAUAAGCUGUCAUUGCGUGAAAUGACUUUGUUCCAAAUAAAAUCUCGACUUCCCCUGUGUGCGGAAGUGUGUCUUUCUGAACACACAACCUCUCCUUUGGGUGCUGCUGGAGAAGUGGCUUUACAAUGACGCCUAAUGCCCGCCCAGACGAAUUGCAAGGAGGCCGGGUUUGAAUGCAACACAGCGAGAGACCACAAGAGCUCAGCUACCCCCAACCCCACACACCUUCCUCCCCCGCCCCAUUCUAGCCUGCGAUCCGCUCCGAAGUUUGAAUAAUGCAGCAACCUGGGGCUGUUUCUCUCUCUUUCCCGCAGCGACCGGGUUGAAUGCCGGCGGGCCAGAGGGGAGUUGCGAGAGGCCCUGGCCGCUCAUCUCCGCCUCCUCCUCCUCCAGUAGCUGUGGGGAGCUGACAUCUCAGCGCUGCUGUGUGAUCGGGGAGUGCCCCCCGGCUCCGGAUCGAGCAGCUCGGGCCCGGGGAAGGGGGCUGGUGCGAUCUCCUAACGUGUGGGUGUAGUCACGGCUCCGCCGCUGCGCCUGGCCCCGGCGGAAAUGGCCAGUCCCGGGCAGGGCUCUUAGCGCGCCCGGCGCAGGAUGCGGAGCGCUGGCCGCGGUGC